Molecule: messenger RNA, 954 nt
Organism: Penicillium canescens
Lineage: Eukaryota; Fungi; Ascomycota; Eurotiomycetes; Eurotiales; Aspergillaceae
Product: tRNA splicing endonuclease subunit SEN34
Exons: 1
Coding region: 1-954 (317 amino acids)
Biological process (GO): tRNA-type intron splice site recognition and cleavage; tRNA splicing, via endonucleolytic cleavage and ligation
Cellular component (GO): tRNA-intron endonuclease complex
Molecular function (GO): tRNA-intron lyase activity; nucleic acid binding
Source: RefSeq, a predicted model, not a curated record
AUGGACUCCCAGCCAGACCUUCCAAUCCCGAUCUCCUAUGUAUCCGGUAGAUAUCUGUUGUUCUCAAUUGACGCAGUCACAUACCUACGCCGUGAGCAUAACAUCUGCGGCGUGUUGAUCGGGACACUUCCCCAAAUCCCGCAGCAAAAUGUCUUCCUGGGUCUGCCGCUGGAGUUGAUGCCAGAGGAGGCCCGGCUGUUAGUGGACAAGGGUGUAGCUUGCAUCGUAGACGAAACCAAGGCGCACGACAGCAUGAACACACUCUUAGAAGAAGAUCGCAGACGGUACCUGCGCGACCUCGAAGCCCAAGGUCUGCACGCUUCGCGUCUCCACGCAGAUCGCAAAGAACAGCAGAAGGAGCAGGCGUUGAAGAACAGAAUAAACGACAAGAAUGCCAACCCUAAUGCCAAGGCUGCUGCUGCUGCCGCGGCGCAGACACCCGAGGAUGCCCUCUCCACGCCGUCAAAGAAGGACGAUGCUGCCGUCGUCGACCUCUUCGCUGCUGAGGACCCUUCGACUCCAUCCCGGGAUGCCUCGAGCACACCCACACCCUCUCAGAAUGCAAUGGGCAUCACGCCUGCGACAUCGUACCCGCCGCUGUCCAUCCCCCCAUCGUCGAGCCACCUCCCAGCUCCCGCAGUGCCACCUUCCUACCCUCUCUUCGCCCACCUACACUCCCGUGGCUAUUUCCUUUCUCCUGGCCUGCGCUUCGGAUGCCAGUAUACAGCUUACCCGGGUGACCCGUUGCGCUUCCAUUCGCACUUCCUGGUGGUGUCAUAUGACUGGGAUGAGAACAUUGAUUUGAUGGACCUCAUUGUUGGUGGCAGACUGGGCACUGGUGUGAAGAAGGGCUUCUUGAUUGGCGGGGCGGAGAAGACUCUGGAUGAUGUUGAGUCGGAGGCCGAUCGGGUGGACAGUGUCCGGACGUUCAGUCUUGAAUGGGCUGGCAUGUGA